Cylindrotheca closterium is the source of this 764-nucleotide messenger RNA. The record is from the annotation of a GenBank genome assembly. Lineage: Eukaryota; Bacillariophyta; Bacillariophyceae; Bacillariales; Bacillariaceae.
AUGACCCGAAUUUUUGGCUCUAGUCAAUCGGGGGGUGCUCGAUGGCGGAUCGUAUUUCAUCGAAUGAGCAAUUGUAGUCAUAACGUUAUCACACUAGACCGAAAAGCAAAACGUUCAAAAGCCGAUCCUGAUGCUAUAAUGAUUGAAUCUGGAGUGAAAGCGUCUAGUAGCAGCACAUCAAACGAAGAUAUGGAUAUGGCUAAUAGUGAACAUGGAAAUGAAGAAGAGAAAGAAUCUACAGCAUAUGAAAUGCUGGUGAAGGACUCUUUACUGCAACAAUGGUCAGAGGAUUACGAUGAGACUCUCGAAGAGUAUCUGACAAUAAUUGGGAAGGCAAAGGAGUUUCCUGAUGCGCAAGCGGUCAAUUUUCGUCAAGAGGUGAUAUGUGAUGCGGUCUUGGCUGCUUUUCAGGGAAACCAAGAGAUGAUCUCAGAAGCAAAGAUUGCUAUGAAGACUACCUCAGCCCUUACUAUUACGUCGUUGAAUUUUCUCAAGCAUCAGCAGGAACGACUGAAAAUUGAAAAUGAGAGGGGUUUGGAUUAUUUUCUUCACACCGUGUGCAUGGAAGUCUUGAAGGAGUACUACAAGAGAACAAAGGAGCAAGCCCGAUUGCUAACUGUAUUAUCUGAAUCCAAUAAUCGUAUGGUUCCUGUCAACUAUCUCAUCAGCAAAACAGAGCUCUCUCAUUCCUACGAUGUUCACAAGUUUGUUCUUCAAGCUGAGCGCGUCGCGAAAUGGUUCGAUGCAUCAAACGAUUCUGUUAA